AUGAACCAUGGUUCACGAGUCUUUGGCGCUUCUACCUUCGUGAUAGCACUCACACAACACAGCAACCUUCGCUCCGCGGGCAAAAUCUUUCGCACUCCUCUUAAAGCUGCUCUAGCAGCUCCUUCUUCUUUCUCUACGGCCCAACCAGCAGUUCCUUCUACUCAAAAAGAAGCUACUAGUGAGCAAGACGAUGAAGAUGAUCCUUCGGCCUUUACCAACUUCGAGGAAGCUUUGGCCUAA
Drepanopeziza brunnea f. sp. 'multigermtubi' MB_m1 is the source of this 240-nucleotide messenger RNA. The record is from RefSeq and is a predicted model, not a curated record. Lineage: Eukaryota; Fungi; Ascomycota; Leotiomycetes; Helotiales; Drepanopezizaceae.